AUGGAGGCGCCUAUGCUGGAGUUCCGGACGGCCGGCUUCAACCCCUACGCCGUCAAGUACUCGCCUUACUUUGACUCGCGCAUAGCAGUCGCAUCCGCCGCCAACUACGGCAUCGUGGGCAACGGCCGUCUGUUCUGUUUGGGAUUGGGGCCUCAGGGUAUACAGGUGGAAAGGACAUUCGACACAAACGAUGCCCAAUAUGAUCUCGCUUGGUCGGAACUCAACGAGAACCAGCUGUUGGUGGCCUGCGGUGAUGGCUCCAUCAAGCUCUACGACACCAAUGUCGCCGAUUUCCCCGUCAUGAAUUUCCACGAGCACAAGCGAGAGACUUUUUCAGUGGCCUGGAGCCCGGUUACAAAGGAUACAUUUGCCUCGAGCUCGUGGGAUGGCACAAUAAAGAUUUGGUCCCCAGCAAGAAAAGACUCCAUCAAGACCCUCCCCGUGGGCAACUGCACCUACAGCACCUCGUACUGCCCUUCGAACCCCAACAUCAUCUCGGCUGUCUCGACCGACUCGCACCUGCGCAUCUUUGACCUGCGGACACCCAUCAACGCGCAGUACCAUCUGGUGAACAAGAUCCCCGUACACGCCUCGCCGGCGACGCCGCUGCCGCCGGGCCUCGCGCCGCCCGCCAUGCCCUCCGAGGUCCUGACCCACGACUGGAACAAGUACAAUGACGCCGUCGUGGCCACGGGCGGCGUGGACCGCGCGAUUCGCACCUUUGAUAUCCGCACCACCACGCCCGGUCCGGCCUCGGUCAUGCUGGGCCACGACUACGCCGUGCGCCGUCUGGCCUGGAGCCCGCACGCCCGCGACGUCAUCAUCAGCGCCAGCUACGACAUGACGGUCCGGCUCUGGACUGACGGGUCCACCAUGGCGGGGGCGGGGCCAGAUGCCCCCGGUGCGCCCGUCCGGGCUGGUAUGCAGCUCGGCGUCAUGAAUCGGCACACGGAAUUCGCCGUGGGCGUCGACUGGUGUCUCUUUGGCGUGGGCGGCUGGGUCGCCACCGUGGGCUGGGACGAGAGGGUGCUCCUCUGGGAUGCGAACCAGCUGAUUCGCGGAAGAGGUUGA
Pestalotiopsis fici W106-1 is the source of this 1071-nucleotide messenger RNA. RefSeq lists its product as uncharacterized. Bases 1 to 1071 code for a protein of 356 amino acids. Gene Ontology annotation, cellular component: peroxisomal matrix; cytosol. The record is from RefSeq and is a predicted model, not a curated record. The transcript has 3 exons. Gene Ontology annotation, molecular function: protein binding. NCBI's taxonomy places the organism in Eukaryota, Fungi, Ascomycota, Sordariomycetes, Amphisphaeriales, Sporocadaceae. Gene Ontology annotation, biological process: protein import into peroxisome matrix.